AUGGCUACUAAAGGCCCAGAAAACGUCGCAACAGAUAAAAGCAUAGAUAAAUAUCAAGAAGAACUUUCCAAAAUAGGAAAACUUGCCUUUGAUGCUCUUUUGGAGGGCUGCCUUUCUUUUAACUUCAGUAAAUUUCCGUGUGGUGAUCUCUUCAAGAAGCUUAUUCAUGUCGGUUUUUUCCAAGUUUCCAAACGUUCCGCCUCGAAGCGUGAGAAGAUCGUGUAUUUUCUUCACAAGUCCGUUCAGGAGUUUCUCGCCGCCUGGUUCAUCGUUCAAGAAGUGAAAGUUAAGAAGAAUGAAACUGUUACCUGCCUGUCAGGAAUGGAUACGUUUGAAAAAUCAAAGAAGAUGGCUGAAGUUCUAAAAUUCGUUUGUGAGUUGUCAUCAGAAGCUGCCGGCAUUGUGUUUGAUCAUCUACAUUUUUUCGGAGAGAAAGAAGGUCUCACAAAUUAUAACUUCACUAGGACACCUUCUGUCGAAGAUUUGACUUUUGAACAAGACGAGUUUAUGGAACUCUGUGUCGAUUGUUUGUUUUGUUGUCCAGCCUCAGACAGACUUGCUGUGUAUUCUGCAUUUCUCUCAUGUGUUAACCAUGUUGUAAUACUUGAUCGGAAACACUCGUCUAUUGCUGCCAAAACGCACUUCUUCAAAUACACCACCAGCCUUCCAAACUAUUUAUUUCAUUCACAUUGGGAGAGUAACUUUGAUGAUUUUCUAUCCAUAUUGUUUGACUUGAACGCGGACGUUUUAACGUGCUCUGGAGAAAUUGAAGAUGUAAAAAAAUACGUCGAUUUACGCGAUGCGUACUUUUUCCUCAAAAAAGGCGAAAAGAGAAACUUUGUCUAUCUAUUUCGCAUAACAGAUGCUGUAUUUUACUCUAAACUGCUUUCUGACUUGAUAUCAGGGCCGGUUUGUUCUUCUCAGCUACCUGUGGAUAAUCUGGGAAAGAAUGCGCUUUCUUUGACUGAGAACAGAUCUGACCAGGCACAACAACAUUGUUUGUCACUGGUGAGAGCGGUUCAGUUACGUAACCUAACAGUUGAGGAUUUUGUUCUGUUAAAGAACUUGUUGGCUUCAGUAACAGCUCCUCGAAAUAUUGAAAUAUGGGGGCGCGAGACAGAUGCCUUGGAAGAUAAUUCGAUUGAGAGCGCGAUUUACAGAAUUAAUUUUACUGACAAUCUCCACAGUUUAAAACUUCGCUAUAUCAAUCUAACAGCAAAGUGUGCUGCUUUUAUUGCUGAGUCACUGCACCACUCUCCAAGCUUGCAUGAGCUCUGCUUGUCAUGGAACCCCUUACACUGCGGUGUGAGUCAUUUGGCUGAGAAUCUUCAUCACGCGCCACAGUUGACUGUUGUAGAGUUGCAGGAUGUACAAAUGGGAGAAAAGGAAUGUGCUGCACUGGCUGCCUCAUUACAGUACUUAAACAAGUUAGAAGAACUGAAUAUAAGAGACAAUGCACUGGGUCACGGGAUUAUUGACCUGGCCAGGAACCUGAACAGUGUACCCAAUCUGACUCAGCUGAACCUGAAGAAUACAAAUAUAGGUGAAGAUGAAGCAUCAGCACUGGCUCGUGCACUAAAGGAUGUACCAGAGCUGAGCAUUCUUAGUCUAGGGUCCAAUCCACUUGGCAGAGGAGUCAGGGAUCUGGUCCAGCAUCUUAGCAGUGUUCCUAAGCCGAAGGAGGAUCCAUCCGCGUGCCUGGAUGGUGUUCAGAUGACAAAGUUGACUGCUCUAGAGUUAGAUGAUGUACAAAUGGGAGAAAAGGAAUGUGCUGCACUGGCUGCCUCAUUACAGUACUUAAACAAGUUAGAAGUACUGAAUAUAGGAGACAAUGCACUGGGUCACGGGAUUAUUGAACUGGCCAAGAACCUGAACGGUGUACCCAAUCUGACUCAGCUGAACCUGGAGAAUACAGAUAUAGGUGAAGAUGAGGCAUCAGCACUGGCUCGUGCACUAAAGGAUGUGCCAGAGCUGAUCCGUCUUUGUCUAAGGUCCAAUCCACUUGGCAGAGGAGUCAGGGAUCUGGUCCAGCACCUCAGCAGUGUUCCUAAUCUGGAGUUCCUGUACCUGGAUAGUGUUCCAAUGACAAAGACAGAGCUUAAAGAGUUGUGUUCAGCAUUAAGUGGAAGAACACUUACAAUGCACACUGAUUACCAUGUAAGU
Pocillopora meandrina is the source of this 2163-nucleotide messenger RNA. The record is from the annotation of a GenBank genome assembly. NCBI's taxonomy places the organism in Eukaryota, Metazoa, Cnidaria, Anthozoa, Scleractinia, Pocilloporidae.